GGGGCUCGGCCCCGCUCCGUCCCGCGGCGCAGGGAGCCGGGCCGGUGUCAGGGCCGCCGCCCGGCCGGGCCGUAGCCCCCGCAGCCAUGGCCCGCGUCUCGGCGAUGAUCAGCCCCGUCCUGGUGCUCUUCGGCUGCGACCUGUGUUUCGUGCGAGCCAACAGGCCACCGUCCCCUGUCAAUGUGACUGUGACGCAGCUGAAGGCAAACUCUGCCACAGUGUCCUGGGAUGUGCCAGAAGGAGACGUGGUCAUCGGCUAUGCCAUUCUUCAGCAGAGGCAGGAUGGGCAGAUGCAGCGCUUCAUCCGGGAGGUGAACACCACCAACCGUGCCUGUGUGCUGUGGGACCUGGCAGAGGAUGCUGACUACAUCAUCCAGGUGCAGAGCAUUGGCCUGUACGGGGAGAGCCAGGCUAGCAAGCGUGUCCACUUCCGCACCCUGAAGGAGACUGAUCGUCUGCCUUCCAACAGCUCCAACCAAGGUGACAUCACCAUGGAAGGGCUGGACAAAGACCGGCAGCUGCAGACAGGCGAGAUUAUUAUCAUUGUGGCUGUGCUGCUCAUGUGGGCGGCGGUGAUCGCCCUGUUCUGCAGACAAUAUGAUAUCAUCAAGGAUAAUGACUCCAACAACAACAAGGAGAAGACAAAGCCGUCCUCAGAACAUAGCACGCCAGAGCGACCAAGCGGAGGGCUGCUGCGGAGCAAGCAGAUGUCAGGAGCAGAAACUUCCUGUUUGGACUUCAAGGCCCCAGUUCCCCUCCUCCAGAUUUUUCAGCUUGCUGAUUACUCCUUGCCAAAGAGAUCCCUCCUCUUGGAUCCCUACUCCAAACUGACCCUGCUCUGCUGAGAAAUCUCCCUCGGUCAAUAUCAUCGAGGUGUAAGUGCAGCACCAGUUCUGCCGUCUGGGAUCUUGGGUGUCCUGCCAGAGCCAAAGCAGGCCUUGGAAGAAGAGGCCAGCACCAGGCGCCCAGCCUGGAAUUCAGCAUGCGACGAUCCACGUAUCAGAACUCCCGCUUUCCUGAGGGUACCUGUCUGGGGAUGUGCAUGGAGCCAGCUCCCAAGCCAUGCAUGCAGAGUGUGGCCCUGCCCAUCCCACAUACCUGGCCCCCCCUCCCCUCCCAGUGCGGAGCAUGAAGUUGAGGACAGGUGGGGGCCCACACCACCGGCUAGGGUCGGGGGGAGCCAAGGGGAGCUGAGGGGCUGGUGCACUGGUCUGAGGGGAGGCCACGUCCCUGUGCGCGGGCUUGUUCAAAGCCCUGGGUGCAGCUGUGGCACUGGACCCCUGCCCAGCAUCAGGGGGCAGACCUUGCUCUCAGCUGCCUGUUUGGCCUUGGGGGUUGCUUGCAGAGAGCAGGAGCUGCUCCCCUCAGGGCCCUGGGGCUGAGGGAACAGGGCAGUGCAGGCAUUACCCCAGCACUGCCAGGAGAGCUGUGCCCAGGUGGUAGGAGGGUUUGUCUGUGGGGCUGGGCCCAGCCAGUACAGGGGAUGAGCAGAUUGCUGCUGAAGAACAGGGCUCCACUGCACCCUGUCAUGGCUGUGCAGGGGCUUCAAAUUCUCUGUCUACUGCAGAGGACAAAGACACAAGGGACAAUGAGGAGCUAGUGCUGUCACAGUGCCUGGCCAGCCCGCAGAGCCUGCAGCCGGGGCAGGGAGUGCUGGUGGGAGCCCCACAGGGCUGGGGGAGUGGGCAGUGUCAGGGCAUGGCUGUAGCUCUGCUGUGUCCCCAGUAGGGCUCAGUGCUGGCACAUUCAGGCUUGUUGAGGGCAGCUGCCAAGCACUUUUUGAGCAGCACAGUGCCUGUGCUGCCUGAAGGAGACAAUGUGGUGAGGUGUGCAAGAUCUCACUUGGAGGGAAUAGGGUGAAACAAGGAGGCUCCCUGCUGCCCUGGCUGCUGCUCUCCCUCCAUGCUCUGCUCUGCAGCCUGCCACAUACAGGCUCUGCAGCCCUGGACUCAAGCAUCACAGGAUCCAGCGUCUUCCAGGAAUAAAUCUCCCAGUAAAAGCACUUUCAGGACUUUUCCUUCCAGGUGCUGCUCAGCUCCUGCUGCAGGACUAGGCGGGGAACGGACAGGAUAAGCAACUCCUGUGGCAGGGUCUUUUCAAUAAAAGUAUCCUGGCUCAAAGGCAGCAUCAGA
Messenger RNA from Corvus hawaiiensis (hawaiian crow), 2132 nucleotides. RefSeq names its product fibronectin type III domain containing 4 (gene FNDC4). Bases 87 to 845 code for a protein of 252 amino acids. Gene Ontology annotation, molecular function: protein binding. The transcript has 7 exons. NCBI's taxonomy places the organism in Eukaryota, Metazoa, Chordata, Aves, Passeriformes, Corvidae. The record is from RefSeq and is a predicted model, not a curated record.